Messenger RNA from Rhopilema esculentum, 5370 nucleotides. RefSeq lists its product as uncharacterized. The record is from RefSeq and is a predicted model, not a curated record. Gene Ontology annotation, biological process: regulation of gene expression. Gene Ontology annotation, cellular component: nucleus. NCBI's taxonomy places the organism in Eukaryota, Metazoa, Cnidaria, Scyphozoa, Rhizostomeae, Rhizostomatidae.
CAAGAUUUUUUAAGGAUAUUGCUUUUCCAGUCAAAAAAUUCUUACCCAGAAAUGAAUUUAGAAACAUUUAAAGAUGGCCUGAAUCUCGUUCAAAUUAUCAUCUGCCUAGUUCAUCUGCAUUGAAAUUACUUGGCAUAAUUGUUUUCAAGACAUCUUUUCAAUCUUUUUAUUUGCCCUAGGAAACGCAAAAUACAAAUUUAGGUUUAGUAAAGUCAUCAGGUCUUCUUUCUUUUAGCAGUGGCACAACCAGUGGGGAUGGGUGGGUAUAUAUCAAUAUCCCCUGGUAAAUUCGUAGAAUGGUUUGGCAAUAAAAGCUCAGAAAGAGCUAUAUCUUCACUUCCCUACGUUGAUUUACACACAGUUCAACUUGUUGAAAGCUAAAAAAAGGAUUCUUUAUAUCUAGGUGACUUCAUACCCUUUAGAUUUUUUUUUAUUACGCCAUUAGUGUGUGGGGAUUUUUAGUUAUUCCGCAAGACUCAGUGAAAUGAAAAUGAGUGAUUCAUGUUAAAAACUGACAAGAAGUCUACUUGCUCAGGAGCUACUUAAUGAGUACCUCUAGGUACAGUACUGGGACCAAUGUUAAUUUUGGUAUACACCAAUGACCUCACAGUAAAGGUAAAAAUGUAGAUUUGGCUCUUUACUGAUAACCUUUAUUUACAUGGAUCUGCAUUGAAAUUACUUUGCAUAAUUUUUUUCAAGAUAUCUUUUCAAUCUUAACUACAGUAGAAGAUGAAAAAUUAUGAAAGCAGACCUGGAUGCCUUGGUGGGAAAAGAAAUGGUUCGUGGAAACUCGUCUGGAGAAAUACAAACAGGUGAAAGAAACACACACAAAAAACUGAAACAAAUCAAAACAUUAUAUUGCAAAAUAUCUGCAUGAAAUGAAAAAUCAAAAAGAAGAUCCCAAAUACAUUGGGUCAUUCUCAAACUGAAGCACAUAUGAAAACGCAUUUAUUCAAUGCGCGAUGUGUGCAAACUAAACGGGAGCUAUACCUAAACAUUGCAACCAGUGGCGGCGCCAGCUAGCACAGAAUAAAAGGGGUAAUGGGCGCGGCCAGUGAGACCGUGCCCCUAGCGCUUUUUAUUCCAUUUUUAAAAGAAAUAUAUAGACCAUAUUGUCAGAAAACUGGGCGGGGGGUAAUUACCCUCCUUGGUCUUACCCUCCCCCUAAAUACCACUCCUUGGCGCCGCCACUGGCCCCAACUUGAACAUACAAAUUAGAGAGCUGCCAUAUUUAUCUCCCUUGGACCAGGGAUUUAUUUACCCCUCUUUUCAGAGCAAAAGCUUUGCCAGAACAUAAGUAACCUCCAAUUAGCUUGAUUCCACUUUUAGACGAUCAUCUUGAAAAGAAAACCCCUACAGGCAUCACGUAGCAAGAGGGCUAGGGGCUUUCGAAACUGCAAAAACUUCACAAUGAAUCACCAUUUAUGCCUCUUUUUAUUCUGUAGCCCUCCCUCCACACUUUCUUAGACCCCCCUCUUUUCUCAAUGCUGCGCGGUGCCUGCCAAGCCCUCUUAAUAACAUCUGUUUAUUGACCUGCGGUGAUUGAUGUUAGAGAAACUUUAAAAGGUGUAGAAAAGCACAAUUGUCAAUGUUGUAGGAAGGAUAGAAUUAUUGGGGCACCAUUGUUUUAGAACAAAGGUAAAGAAAGAACUGUUCAUUGAAUACAAAGGAUUUCUUGUCCCCCAAAUAUCCUUUGGGAGGCAGAAAAGAAAAAUAUUAGUAACGACUGUGUUUGAUAGGCAGAACAAAAAAAGAACAUUUUUUAUCGUGACGGGAUACAACGAAAUGAAUACACCCCCAAAGAUUUAGGAGGGAGGCCACAAACCAAACCUGCAUAAUUUAUUCAUAGGUCACGUGGUCACACUGGCAUGCCGUUAUUCUUUGAAAGGCCACCAUUUGCAUUUGAAACUGAUUCAAAAAUCCAAAACGAAUACUGCUUAAAACAUCGUUAUUUUGUCGAAAAGGAGUGAUCUAUUGGCCCUCUUUCAGAGCAGUAUCGCAGCUAGGUGAAAGUUUUAUUUCGACGAGUUAGCCGGUCGAAAGGCCACGGAAUUGGUUGAAAAGAAGUGCUGCGUUGAUUGCCAUUGUUGUCGUCUUCUCCUACUACACGCACAUCACAAAUUCGAACAAGUACUCGGGGUUUCUCCAUCCGCUUGAAGGAAGCUCAGAUGGCGACUCUUCAAGAUGCUGCUUCACAGCAGGAGCCCACUAAAAUAAAGACAGAAGAUGAUUUGGAAGAAGCUCAAGCAGAAAAUAAAAGCUAUUUAUCAACCAGAGAUGGUCUUGAAACUCAGGACCCAGAUGAAUUGAUGAUAACAGAUGAGUGCGAAGAUUCAGAAAAUAUCAAACCAGAUAUUAAAGACAAUGAAUCAAGUGAUGUUAAGGAAAAAGAAAGCUCUGAGCAUGGCUCUCUUGAUGCAAGCCAACAGCCACCUGAUUUGUUCACUGGUACAUUUCAAGAAGAUUCAACAAAUGCUCAUGUGCUUGACAGACCACCAGAGGAAGCAGAUGUUUAUUUGGCAACCCCAGACAGCAAGUUUCCACAAUCAUCUCUGUCAGGUAGUUUAAAAGACAGAAAUGAUGCAGUGGCUGCAGACACAUGCACUGAUGUUAACAAAGUUACUUCUGAUGAAACUGGGCUUAAUUUGUCAGAUGCUGAGGUGAAAUCUAGUGUACAGGAUGACAGAGAGAUGCAAAUAUUAUCUGAUGCAUCAGUAAUCUCAACCUCACAGGAAUCUCAGUCAACAGAAACUCCAGUUGUCACAAUGCAGGCAAUUGAGAACCAAGGAGGACAGCUUUAUCAGCAACAGCCAACAUAUGUGCUUUUACAGACAACUGGGGACCAAGAUGGCAAUGGACAGCCCCAGGUAUUCCUUGCUAUGCAGACAGGUUCUGUAUCAGGACAGGAUUCACAGGCUUAUAUAACACUGCACCCAGUUUCUGUGGAAGGUCAGGAAAUCACAGGUGCUUUGUCCACUGAAGGUCUUAAUCUUCAGCAAGCAGUCUUUUCACAAUCAGGUAUAUCUGGUGAUGUAUCGCUGGAGCUCAAUCCUCAUGUUUCCUUGGCGGAUGUCAAAGGACUACAGUUGUCCUCAGUAUCUGAUGCUUCUUCACAGAUGUAUAUUCCUGCAUCCGGCCAUCUUGUUACAUCCAGUGAUGGAGAUCCGACCGGAAGUGGUGUAAUAACAUACAUCCAACCAGUUAAUUCAAUGAGUGGUGGACACACCCAAGUAUUGAUGGCUGUAGCAGAAGACGAAUCAGAGACAUUGGAUAAUGGUAAUUCUGUCAGGAUCAGGGCCAAGGAAGCGGCAACUAUUGCUGGAAACCUCAUUGGUGUUCCCGUCCCCAUACAACCGCCUAGCCCUCCUGCGCAAGGACAGAAGCAAGUUCAAGGCGCACAAAAUGCUGUCUCAGUGGCGGCUUCUGCGCAGUCACGAAGGCGUCUCAGCAACGACCCCAGGACAUGCGAUGAAUGCGGAAGAUCGUUCAAGUAUCCGUCGGAUUUGAAAAAGCAUCUUCAAAUACACACAGAUAUGAAGAAAUUUCAGUGUGAUGAAUGUUGUCGAUGUUUCCGAAGGCUUCACCAAUUAAAUGUUCAUAAAAGGAUACACAGUGGGGAGAAACCUUACUCAUGUAACAGAUGUGGCGCUCAGUUUCGACACGAUUCUACCCUAACAAUGCACAUCCGCACUCGACACGAUCAUCUGAAACCUUUUUCGUGUGAAGGUUGUGGCAAGAAUUUCGGCAGAAUGUCGCAUCUUCGAAAGCAUCAACGAAAUGUGUGUGGGAAAGGAACGCCCAGGUAUAAUUUAUUUUCAUGCAAGUUUUGUGAUGAGGAAUUUAAUCGAAAGAGCGACUUGCGUCAGCACUUCCUCAAUUGUGAAAAGAAGCCGGAAAAGCCAGACAAAGAUGUACUUGCUCCUACCAUUUAUUCGUGCGAUCAUUGUGGCAAAGAAUUUUCCAGAAAUUACGAUUUUAAACGUCAUCAGUUAUCCCAUACUGAUGAAAAGCCAUAUCCUUGCUCCCACUGUGCGAAAAAUUUCAAAGAAAAAUCCUCUCUUUACAAACAUGUAAAAAGAAUGCACUCGUCAUUAGCUGGAGAAAGUUUCAUUGAUGGAUCUCAAGAUGAAAGCAACGAAACAGAGGCUGCACAGCAGGCAAUAGCAACGAUAACGUCAUCCCAUGAUGCAAUUGUUGCCACUUGUAACUCAAAUGACAUAAUCGUGUCACUUGCACAGAGUAUAAGCUCCUCCACAGAUAGCGAUACCGUCGCUACGGCGCACGCUUUAGCUCAAGCUGGGAUUAUCGACAACCCGGACCAAAUUCUGCAUGGAAGCCAUACUAUUGCUGCUGCUGAUAUUUUGAAUUUUCCCGAGGUAGCUGCUGCUCUAGGGCUAAACCCAGGCAGUCAAAGUGAGCACAGGACGAUGGUGGUGACACAGCCUGUUGACGCACCAAGUAUGAUCACAAUGGACGGGGAGCACGUGCGAAUGCAAGACACGGGGCUUGAAGAAGGCAUUACUGAUCAGCCACAUAUUGAAGCGUCCGAUGCCAGUGCAAUAAAGCAGUUUGCUUCAACUACUGUAGCUCUUCAGCUUGAUACUGAUGGCCUAAUAAUCGACACAGGUGAAAACUCCCUAAAUCCUAACGACGAGCCAAUGAUAAAUGUAUCACAGGAGCAGAUCUCGGCUUCAACCGCAUCACAUCUUCACUCUUCUAAUGGUGUUCCCAGUAUUAGUCAAACCAUAGCUGGAGAUUUACUCAAAACUGGCCUUGGAGGCAUUUUAUCGGGUGCUGAUGCAGAGCGUGUUGCAGCCUCAGUUGGAAGUUCCCAGCGUGUUGAAAUGGAAACAGAAACACGGUUUGAUAACAGUAAAGAGCCGGGGGUUUUAGCAGAAAAUGAAGGGGAUGAUUCCGACAAGGAUGCAGUGUCCACUGUGAAUUCUUUCGAAGCACAAGCACGGGAGAUUCCAAUGUCAAUAGGAUAGAACCGCAGUAAGGAACAUGGAAACGAAAAGGUUUACCCAGCAGAAUUAGAAAAGAUUGAAAAUAUAAUAUCGUUAAAUAACAGUCCAAGAUUUCAUCCGGUCCAUAAGUGUACACAAAAUCUGGACAGCUCUUCUACUGCCGUGCCAUCAAAGAUAAAACUGCUUCAUCACCUGAUUUAUUUCUAUUAAGAACUUUCGUGUAGUUUUUCUAAAGAAUGCAUGUAUUGAAAAUCUGCUUGUUUAGAUUACAAAUCACUCAUGUGUUGUGUCAAUAAUUGCGAUGAUGUUAGACCUUCAUUUCAUAUCAUUUAACUGAAUCCAGACUCGUGUUCUUCAUGGGAUUUUGUUGAUAGUGGAAAGUCUAUAGACCUUUUUUACACCU